CCAACACACAAACUCAGACACACACACACACACACACACACACAAGUUGGUGGCUGUAUGCGUGUGCAAGCACUGUACUAUUGCAGAUAUUCAUAUUUCGCAGUUUGAAGCAACUGGAUGCAUAAAAACUGACUCCUUUUUGGAAAUGAAACAUUGUCAAGGCCCAUAAGAGUUGUCUUUAAAACAAAACAAAAGCAUCAUAUGAUGGUGGCCUCGGAGCGAGCAAGCAAGCAAGCAAGCGGAGCUCAGCCAACAACUCCACCAGCCCUUGCUAUUGUAUUUUAAUGUAUUUUUAAUCUUUGUUGGAAUCACCCAGAGGGGCUAGGGAAACCCAGCCAGAUGGGUGGGGUACAAACAAUUUAUUAUUAUUAUUAUUAUUAUUAUUAUUAUUAUUAUUAUUACUACUACUACUACUACUACAUAUAGACAAACAAGUGGGAGGCCAGGCAGGCAGGCAGGCAGGCAGGCAGGCAGGCAGGCACUGCCUGGCCUUUCUUGUGCAUGCUGUGUGACAUCCAGACACAAAAGCUUUUUAAUUGUGCAAAAAUGGGAAAAAUAUGAAUCCCGGGCACUGUUUCUGACCACUGGUGGAGGAAGGCGGUGCGGUGGAGGUGGUCCACACCGAGUGUCAUCCCUGAGGAGGGUGAUAUUGCCCCCCGCCCCCCUGGGAUGCUUAUUGCGGGCAGCCAACCCCACCCCGUGUACAGCAAGCUCCGCCCCCCAUGGGCGGCUAGCCCUGCCCCCGGGUGCACAGCAUGUGCACCGCUCCAGGUGCUGGAGCAGCUAGCUCUGCCUCUGUUUCCGACAGACCCUUUGGCUAUUCUUUGUUGGGUCACAAAGGCUAGGGGCAUCUUCUGUGCCCCUGAGAGGAUGCACCCCUCCUUAGGGCAGGGGAGCAGCUCAGAGAUCAGGGCAACGGCAGCUGCUGCCUGGAGGACUCCCAAGGGGAGGGGAGAAGAGACUGAGGGCACACUUCACAAGGGAAGGUGUUCAAAAAAGGGCGAGAGGCUGCCAGCUCUCCAGGCAAGGGGUGACAUAACUGGGCUCCUGAGCCCCACAGGGGUGCUGCAGAAAGAAUGUAGCUGGUCAAGGGAGCCGUGGACUCAAAAAGGUUGAAAACCUCUCAUUUAAGGACUCUACUUGGUGUUAAGUUGGUUUGAGAAACAGCAUUGAACAGUAGUAUUUUGUAGCAAAGUACAAGAGACAUAUGCAUUUUGGAUAAUGCCAUGUGAACAUGGGAGUAAAAACCCCGCACUAGCAAUGGGGGGGGAGUGCCACAAAGCAUGCAUAUCUUAUUCAUUCUCUAUGCUGCACCAGACAGUUCUUGCCAAGUCAAAUCAUCUGCCCCACUCAUUUGCAGCACUGCACUAGGACUGAAGCAAGGGAUCUAAAUAUAGUCCUGAAUUCUCUGCCUUAUGAAUAGUUCGCUGUGUGUAGUACGGCAAGACUGCUGGAAUUUACCCUAACCCAUCCUUGCUUCUUUGAGGAACACCACAGUCUUUUUUGCACAUGCAGUAUUUAUUGUACAUCCCUGAGAAAAUCAGGAAUUUCCAGCUCCUUCAAAGGAGCUCAGACAAAAUGAAAGCAUUGUUUUAAAACAAAAACAAAAAAACCAAGAAGAUGAAGGAAAACAAACAACAGCAUCUUGGGAGAGGAGAACGCUCCCUGCUGCAACUCAGCAUAACUUCAUUCCAUAGCAACACCCUCUUGGGCCCUACUUUAUUUCUGCUUCCUGAGAGCUGCAGAGAGAAUGAAGUUUUCUGCUUUCUACAGAUGAUUCAGAUUUCUUUUGUGGGGAAAAAAACCCCAGAAGCUUUUCUUUUAGGAAUAAUUGGUGAAGUACGUACCGAAGGGGGGGGGGGAGUUUAUGUAUGUUACCACAGCUGCUUGAAUGAUUUAUGUCCAAAGAUGGAAGCAAGAAACAGUUCUGACAAAGGAAGAUUGGCAAUUCAUGGAAGAAUAAGAAAUCAAGAAGAGAGACUUUAAAAAAUAAAAUGGAUGAAAUUUAUUGACUAUUUGAAGACACAUUGGAAACAAAUUAAAAACAUUAGUGGGACUGAUAAAAGCACAUGCAGUAAGAGACCAUUAAGGGGAAUAUAAAGGGAAAAUUAUAAAUACCGUAUAUGUGAAUUGGAUAUACAGUAAUAAAAAGAUAUGAAAUAAAUAUCCACAGAAGGGACGGGAGGGAAGUUGAGGGGGAAGGUAAAUUAUAUUCGUAAAGAUUUCAUUUUUCUUGUUAGGUAAAGGUAAAGGGACCCCUGACCAUUAGGUCCAGUCGUGACCAACUCUGGGGUUGCGCGCUAUAAAAGCUGAAAAUGAAAAAAUCAUUUUCUUAUCAAUGGUUUUAAACUCAUUUCCUAUGCAAAAUAAAUGUGCUGUUGGAAAGUUGCAAAUUCCGCAGAAUUCUGGAACACCACACAGGGAGAAGGAUGCUAUCGCAAGCUUCCCCACAAUCCCCACAAACCAACAGGCCACAAACCAACAGCAACACAAGAAUAUUCAUGUGGCAUAAUUUUUUUAAUAUAAUUUUUUUUUAUUUUUAAAUUAAAAAGAUGGCCGGGCUGCCUGAUGCAUUAUGUUGAAGGGGCAACACUGAUGACCCGGCCAGCAUUAAAUUCUCCAGGAUACUUGUCCACCUUUGGUGCGCACCCUGCACUAGGGUCUUACCUAAAGCUCCUAGAAGCUGUCCGCAUGCAACAGUAGCCACACCCUGGGUCAACUGGCUGGCUAAACCAGCUGAGGAUAGCUAAUAGAUCUCAAACACUCAGUGAGGUAGGGAUUUCCCCUGCACCGGAAUGAGUGGACAAGAUCAACAGUGGGUCCAGUGGUCAAAAAGGAAGUUUCUGCAUGUGCAUGUGCUGUAGAAGAAAGUGAGAAGUAGCCCAUCUAGGAGAAGGAAAACUCUGAUCCUUAAUCUCUGUGACCGUGCGGGAUAUCUUCAGGAGAAGAAAACGCUAAGGAUCUGGAGUGGAGUCUCUAAGACGGUUGGAUGGUGCCUUGGGCAUCUCCUUCCAGCAAUUCCUGAAGCCAAGCUGUUGCCAGGCGUAUUGCUCUGCUUUCCUUUGGACCACAUCACUGGGACUGAGGGGGGUGGGUGUCUUGUCAUCUGGGCAUCCCAGGAGCUCCCUACACAUUGCUCAGGCUUGCGCUCCGGGGAGGUCGCUUGGGUGCUGCUAACACUGGGGUUUGACAUCACCCCUGAAGACGCACGCCAUUGUCUCUUGAGACAGAUGGAUGCAGGGCCGUCUUACCCAUAGGUGCUAGGUGUGCAGGGCACUUGGGUGCUGGGCUCUCAGGGGCGCCAGGCCGAGAGUCUGGGGCCCGAGAGUUGAGUCCGGAGAAGAGCCCGCCUGUCGGUUGGAGCACCGCGAUGGGCUCUUCUGCCAUGGGCGGCUCUGUGCCGUGAGUUCGGGGGCAAUUGAGCCAGCGAGAUGCUGAGGCGGCCGGCCGGCUCCGCCCACCUGCACGCCUGGGACUGGGCAACUGGGGGCGGGUGGGCGGAUCUUUGCACUCCGGCACCGCAUAUGCUUAAGACAGCACUGGAUGGAAGCCAACAGCAACAAGGGAUGGGAAUGUAUUAGCAUAUUAAGGUUAAACACACCCAUAAUUUGUACUGCAUUUGUCAGAUUGUAGUGACUGAAACCUUAUUUUUCCAACCCCGCUGUAAUAAAAUGUCCCUUUUGAAAUUUUCUCUGAAUUUUGGGGGCCUAAGCACAUUUUCAGGACCACACAUGUGAAAAGAUUCAUCUCUCCCAAGUUCACAUUUUUUGCUUCAUGUGUGAAUCGUGUGUAUUAUGCAUUUUCCUAGAGACACAUUUGACGCUGAUAACUUGUUAGUAUUUACGUGCGCAAGCCAAGUUGCAAAGCCAGGACCGUACUGCAGGGGGGGAAUUUGAUGCCUGCAUUCACCUUCCGUGUCAGAGCUCUGCCCACAUUUGUAAUAUGGGGAUAAUGAUAAUAUGGGAAUAAUGCUGGCUGAUGUGAAAAGCACAGGCUGCAACCUGCACCAUGAGAGGGAGGGGAAAUGUGCGCUCUAGCUAAGCUUACCACUUCUUCUGUGGCCCUUACUGCUGCCACCCAGUGGAUAUCUUUAGCUCCUGUCAGACUAACUUGUAAUCUGGUGAACCAGGUUCGCUUCCCCGCUCCUCCACAUGCAGCCACUUGGGCUAGUCACACCUCUCUGAAGUCUCUCAGCCUCACUCACCUCACAGAGUGCUUGUUGUGGGGGAGGAAGGGAAAGGAGAUUGUUAGCCGCUUUGAGACUCCUUAGUGAUGAUAAAUCAGGAUAUCAAAUCCAAACACUUCUUCUUCUCUAAACUGGAUAGUAUGGUAAGGCAAUUAGGGGCCUAAUUGUUCCUUUGGGGAGGGGAGACACUAUUCAUAGUGCUGCAUGCUUCCAAGAUGUUCAAACCCCACCCCACCCCGGAAAUAUCUGCAAACAGACCAAACCAAAUUUAGCUUUUACUAAAGGUUUCUAUAAGGGAACAAUUUAAACAGCUGUGAAGUUGUUAGUUAAAAAAAAGUUUGAACAUUUAACCUUGGAACAAAUGCAAACUAUACACAGGAAAACACAUCCUGAUACCCUGUUUAGACUAAGUGUUAAAACAACUCCCAGGCCAGUGUUAACUUUAAUCCUGGAAAAUCUACUGCAGUCCUCUGGCUUUUUUCUUCUGGUUUCUGUACUUUUUCUUCAAUAGCACUCUGACAACACCAUCUAACGAUGUCUACUCAGCUGCAAGUCCUAUUGAAUUCAAUGGGGUUUCCUGACAGUAAGUCCAGGACUGCUGAGCCUGCCAGUUUAACAUUUGGAAUGGCCGAGGAAAAAAAGGUAACCUUGCUCAAACAAUGUCAGAAAUGCUGCAUCGACAUGAAUGGAGACAUGUUAGAUGCACAGGGUAUGUGUCUUCGCUGCAAAGCUGAGGAGCAGCAAAAGAAUCAGAAAUGCAAGAGGGAUCCUGCCUCAUACAAUGUGAAUGAGACGAUGGAGACCGAGGCUGCCUAUUCUGACUUCAUCAGCUGUGACCGGAGCGGCCGGAGAAACGCAAUAUCCGACCUCCAAGGAGAUGCAGCUGCUCUUAAACUGGAGAAACUGGCAAGCACCAUGGAGGAUAUCGCUAUUGCAGGGGACGAAAACCAAGAUUCGACCGAUGCUACCGAGAAGGAAUGUGGACUGACUCCUAAGAGCCAAGAUAGCAGCCCGACCUUGUGAGAGCUCUGGUUUAGGCUGCAGAACGGUGGACGACAACAACUACGGCUCUUCCAUCUGUUAAGAAACACAAUUGCAAUAAGGAGUCUCCACUUAAAGGUUUCUGCCAUGGCCAUCUGGCUCUUGCAGUCACUUUCUGUGGCAGAUGGUACCUUCAGAGAACUGUCUCUCUCUCACACUCUGCAACACUACACACCAAGAGAUGUUUAGUGACUUGAGCUACUCAGAGAGCCUUUUGGCAACUAUUUUCCUGUAUAGGAAACCACAAUUUCAGUAAUAAUAUAUAGACUGCAGAUUUUAUCGUACAAGGUACAUUUUGCUCACACGAUAAACUAUUAUUUAUUCCUAUCUCCCUGUAGAUUGUUAGGUGACUUGCGGUAUGUAUCUCACUUGUGCACAUGCUGUAUCUCAGAAGUGCUGGUAUUUUUCGGGCUGUGAACAUUGGUGAGGAGAAGUAUAGGAAAUAAUCCGCCAGCCACUUCUCCAAAAUGAUCGCCAUUGAAGCCAAUGACCUUUUUGUUGCAUAAGGGCAGAUGCAGCCUUGCACAACACUAAUGCAGUUCAAUGGCAAUUCCACAGGAAGUGGUCUCCAUGAAAGAGGCACCAGUGACAUACCACUUCUGCUUACGUCGCUUCUUCUUUCUGGUAUGCAGAAAAGGAUUUCAGAGGCACAAACCAGUGGAUUAAAAAAUGGGCUUAAUUGUGCGUGCUAAAAAGGGAAGGCAGCACUACUUCAAGCUAACUCAUUACCAAGUUCUAGAGUUCCAAUGCCUCUGGUAAAUUGUUGCAUCCUCUGUUAAGAGUUGUAUCUUGUGGUGAAACUUGCAUGCAGAUCCAUAAACCUGUUGUCCCUCCCCCCCCAGCAAUUAAAACUAAAUGAGUUCUUCAUUCAUGUGUUUUGCUCUUUUCUAGUACUUUAUGCCCCAGACUUGCAGGGUUUUCAUUUGGUCUUAUAACCAGUGCUUUUUUUUGUUCUUUGAAAAAAUGUUUAGGGGUACUCUCAUUUUCCUACUCAUAUUGAAAUACUGCCCCUCAAUGAGGCCAAACUUAGAUUCACAAAAUGUUUAGGGGUAUGCGUACCCCUGUGUACCCCCAGAAAAAAAACACUGCUCAUAACCCAAUCUAAACUAGGAGUGUGCCAGAAAACGUCUGCGUUAAUUUCCCAAUUCCUGUGCCAAUAUAAGUUACUGUUACAGGGCUGCAGGAACAGAUAUUCACAAUCUUGAGUACAGACAGCCAUGUCUAUCCAUGGAAUAUGGCAGGAUUCUCAAACUGGCCUCUGGGGGGCAUUAAAGCACUGGUCUAUGUGUGCACACCUCAAGCAGGGUGGGGUGGAAAUGGUAGUUGGCUGCGCUAGUGUGGCAAUCUAAGAACAAAAGAACUUUGUUGGAUCAAACCCAAGGCUAUAGCCCAGCACUGUUUUUGCUCAGCAGACAAUGAGCGUGACAUGAUAGCCAUAGCUCUCUCCUGCUGCUGGUAUUCAGAGGCAUACUGCCUUGAUUAUAUACUAGUACAAUCCAUUGAAUAUCUUGUUGUCCAUCAAUUUGUCUAAUCUCAUUUUAAAGUCAUCUUAAAUUGUUGACCAUCUCCACCACAGUCUCCCAGAUUAACUCUGUGCUGUAGGAAGUUCUUCCUUUUGUGUGUCCUGAAUCUAUCCCCAUUCAGCUUCACUGGAUAACCCUGGAUUCUAGUUAUGAUCAGGGAGAGCACAUAAAUUAUUUCUAUGUUUUCUCCACACCAUGCAUUAAUUUUAUACAACUGCCUGUCGUGUCUGUCCAUACACUUCUAAACUAAGCAGCUCUGGACAUUGUAAUAUUUCCUCAUAAGAGAGUUGCUGAUCAUUUUGACUGCUCUGUUCCAGUUCUACAUUCUUUCUUUCUAAAAAAAUAUAUAUUAAGUUUUCAAAUUUACAGUUGUCAAAGAGAGCACCAUUGCUAUAUGUAACACAGGAACAGGGUUGGGGUGGGAAUAAAGGGAGGAAAGGGAGUAGAAGAGAAAAAAUGGAAAAGGGGGGGUCAACGGGACAACAGUCAUACCGUAUAUAAGAAAACACAGAAAAUAUGACAAAUAUGACUGUUAAGGGAUGGGAUGGG
This is a messenger RNA of Zootoca vivipara (common lizard), 7299 nucleotides long. The record is from RefSeq and is a predicted model, not a curated record. NCBI's taxonomy places the organism in Eukaryota, Metazoa, Chordata, Lepidosauria, Squamata, Lacertidae.